This is a messenger RNA of Felis catus (domestic cat), 3450 nucleotides long. It is a transcript of the gene PABPC1, whose product is annotated as poly(A) binding protein cytoplasmic 1. The transcript is spliced from 8 exons. NCBI's taxonomy places the organism in Eukaryota, Metazoa, Chordata, Mammalia, Carnivora, Felidae. The record is from RefSeq and is a predicted model, not a curated record. Gene Ontology annotation, molecular function: RNA binding. Gene Ontology annotation, cellular component: ribonucleoprotein complex. The coding region runs from base 684 to 1880 and encodes 398 amino acids.
CUCCCUUCCUCUCUGCUCUUUCCUCCUCCUGUUUUCUUUUCCCUCCUCCCCCUCGCCUCCUUUUCUCCUCCUCCUCCGGCGCUGACGCUCGCGUAGGGCCCUGGCGUCAGACGCGCGGGGGCGGGGCGAGUGCGGCGGGGGGUAUAAGUAGAGGGUGCAGGAGGCGGUGCUUCCCCUUCUCCCCGGCGGUUAGUGCUGAGAGUGCGGAGUGUGUGCUCCGGGCUCGGAACACACAUUUAUUAUUAAAAAAACCCAAAAAAAAUCUAAAAAAAUCUUUUAAAAAACCCAAAAAAAAUUAACAAAAAAUCCGCGUCUCCCCCGCCGGAGACUUUUAUUUUUUUUUCUUCCUCUUUUAUAAAAUAACCCGGUGAAGCAGCCGAGACCGACCCGCCCGCCCGCCCGCGGCCCCGCAGCAGCUCCAAGAAGGAACCAAGAGACCGAGGCCUUCCCGCUGCCUGGACCCGACACCGCCACCCUCGCUCCUCAGCCAGCAGCCAGCAGCCAGCGGCAGCCGAUCGACCCCGUUCUGCGGCCGUUGAGUAGUUUUCGAUUCCGGUUGAUUUUUGUCCCUCUGCGCUUGCCCCCGCUCCCCUCCCCCCGGCUCCGGCCCCCGGCCCCAGCACUCGCUCUCCUCCUCUCACGGAAAGGUCGCGGCCUGUGGCCCUGCGGGCAGCCGUGCCGAGAUGAACCCCAGCGCCCCCAGCUACCCCAUGGCCUCGCUCUACGUGGGGGACCUACACCCCGACGUGACCGAGGCGAUGCUCUACGAGAAGUUCAGCCCGGCCGGGCCCAUCCUCUCCAUCCGGGUCUGCAGGGACAUGAUCACCCGCCGCUCCUUGGGCUACGCGUAUGUGAACUUCCAGCAGCCGGCGGACGCGGAGCGUGCUUUGGACACCAUGAAUUUUGAUGUUAUAAAGGGCAAGCCAGUACGCAUCAUGUGGUCUCAGCGUGAUCCAUCGCUUCGCAAAAGUGGAGUGGGCAACAUAUUCAUUAAAAAUUUGGACAAAUCCAUUGAUAAUAAAGCACUGUAUGAUACAUUUUCUGCUUUUGGUAACAUCCUUUCAUGUAAGGUGGUUUGUGAUGAAAAUGGUUCCAAAGGUUAUGGAUUUGUACAUUUUGAGACACAGGAAGCAGCUGAAAGAGCUAUUGAAAAAAUGAAUGGGAUGCUUCUAAAUGAUCGCAAAGUAUUUGUUGGACGAUUUAAGUCUCGUAAAGAACGAGAAGCAGAACUCGGAGCUAGGGCAAAAGAGUUCACCAAUGUUUACAUCAAGAAUUUUGGAGAAGAUAUGGAUGAUGAGCGCCUUAAGGAUCUCUUUGGCAAGUUUGGACCUGCCUUAAGUGUGAAAGUAAUGACUGAUGAAAGUGGAAAAUCCAAAGGUUUUGGAUUUGUAAGCUUCGAAAGGCAUGAAGAUGCACAGAAAGCUGUGGAUGAGAUGAACGGGAAGGAGCUCAAUGGAAAACAAAUUUACGUUGGUCGAGCUCAGAAAAAAGUGGAACGGCAGACGGAACUUAAGCGCAAAUUUGAACAGAUGAAGCAAGAUAGGAUCACCAGAUACCAGGGUGUUAACCUUUAUGUGAAAAAUCUUGAUGAUGGUAUUGAUGAUGAACGUCUCCGGAAAGAGUUUUCUCCUUUUGGUACAAUCACUAGUGCAAAGGUAAAGCAUAGGGAUACUUUUUUACCAUUUAGGGAAAAUCCAUGCAUGUGGAUAUGUGUGUAUAAAUUUCACAUUAAUACACCUACUGGAAUUUUUGUCUUACUUUCUAAAUAUCUUUUUAAAAGCAAUUUAUCAGGAAACUAUAGUUGUUACAGGGGAAACAUGUAUUCAUUAACACUUCAUUCUGGGGAGUCCAGUUUCAAGCCCCCAAGCAGUAAAGAUUGAUGUACUUGAACUCAGAAAUUAAGAAUUACAGCAAUAUGUAAUAUGUGGUUUUAAUCUAAAUUCCGGGAUUUUAAGAACCUCUGCUCCAGGUGUUUUUUUUCCUGAUGUCAGUGAUCCAAGAAUGCCUCCGUGUGUAAAGUUCUGUGCAUCUGUAUUUUGGGAUAUAGGAGGAGUGUCAAAAACUUAGAUUGGUUGUCUUUUGAUUUAGAGAGAAUUUUAUGUCAAUUUUGUUUUAUAGUGCAAAUAUUGUCUCCAGUCUUUCACUUAGGACUUUGGGUUUUUUGUCAUCUUGUUUUCCCUAUAGUUUACAUUUUAUGUUCAGAAUCUGGCAAUUUGAUUUUUCAAUGUGACAUGAAUUAAGAGUUGUGACUUAAUUCUUCUCAUUUCUCUCAAUGUACCAUGUAUUGAAUAACGCAAGGUCCAUUUUUUCAUUAUUUUAAAAUGUUAACCUUAACACACUAAAUUCCCAUAAUUGCAUGGGUAGGUUUCAGGAUCUUGUUUUAGGUAGAAUUGACAUAUAUUAAGUAUACAACAUAAUGACGAUGUUUGUGUAUGUUGUGAAACGGUCAUAAUAAAUCUAGUUAAUAUUUGUCACUAUACAUAAUUCUUUUUCCUCUCAUGAGAACUUUUGAGACCUACUCUCAGGAACUUUCAAAUGUGUAACAUAGAACUAUUGACUAUAGUCCCCCAUGCUGUACAUUAAUUGCAUCCCCCGGAUUUAUUUUAUAGCUGGGAGUUUAUACUUUUUAAAACCUCUUCAUUUCAUUUCCUCUACCCCCACCUCUCUGCUUCUAGCAACCAUGAGCUCAGUUUUUUUGUUUGUUUCUUGGUGUGUUGCUUUUAUUCCCCUUACGUGUGAGAUCCUUGGACUGUGUUCCUACGCUACCCCAUACUGCUCAAUGUAGUUGUAGAACGUGUUUAUUGCUGGGCUAAGGAGGAGUUCUUUGCGUCUCCUCGUUGCUCCUUUAAAUGAUCUUUGCAGUGUUUGGACGCUUUCUUCUAGCCAAUAUUUAUGGCCCUUUUGGUCUUGAAUGUGAAAUUUUUAUUUGAAAUUGUGAAUUUUGGCUAGUUCUAAGAUUCAGCUGCGUCUCCACCCCACCCAAAGAAUAGUAAAGCAUGUUGUCCACUUGAAUUGCUGAGUCAAAUGUUGAUGCUAGAGUUAAAUUUAGCAGGCCCUGAACGUAUUACUCAGAUAUUUAAACCUUAAUAUUUAAGCUCUAAUACUUAAUUGACUAUCUAAAAUCCUACCGCAUUUGCUGUCCUACCUCCACCUCUUUACUUCCUGUUUUGUUUGGCUGAGGUGUACCACGUGUGUAGCUUGCCCUGAAUAUUUAGGUAUUAAGGAAACAUUGUAGAAAACAAUGAAAGCAUUAACAGUGUUUACUUGAGUCAGUAGCUGUAAUUGACAAGUUAGUAAUAAUGCUUUUUUCUUAGCGUCCUGUUCUAUCCUUGAAUUAACUUUUUCUUAAAUCUUUUUGUCUUCUAAUAGGUCAUGAUGGAGGGUGGUCGCAGCAAAGGGUUUGGUUUUGUAUGUUUCUCCUCCCCAGAAGAAGCCACAAAAGCAGUUACA